AUGGCUCCCCUCGACAACCACACCGCUUCCAUCAUGGAGCUCGUCGCCAAAAGUCGCACGCUUCUCUCCCGCACCGCCGAGUCGAUCGCAGCACCCUUGACAUCCGAUGCCCUGGCCAACCUGAGGACGAGAUCGCUUCGUUCCGUCACGCAGUUCUACACGCGAGCUGUCAACUCGGGCGACAAUGGUUCCGACAGCUUAAUCAACCUCCUGCUCGCCAUCCUCGGCCUCGUCUUCCUCUCCCUCGUUCUCGCCACCGCCCUCUACUUUCUCCAUCGUCGGCGCCGCCUCAACCGGCAGCGAAUGCAAACUCUGCCGACCUACAAGGAAAUGUCGCAGAAGCGAGGCCUCACGCUCUCCCACACCGGCCGCCCGAGCAUCGUCUACAUCGGCCGUGAUGGCGAGCCGAUGCUGCAGAACCCCCGCUCGCCUCCCCACUCGCUCGACAACGUGCCCGAGAUUCGCAUCACCUUUCCCGACGAGCAGGAUGAGCAAGGCCGACCGAGGAGCGGUCGCGUGCUUGUCGUCCGCGUCGGCGACAACGCCACCGUCGGCCUCGAGCCCAUGCGCGAGGAGCCGCUGCCAGCGUACGAGAAGGACUCCAAAGAUCAGUUCCACUCCAUCGACAUGGACCAGAUAGGAGGCUUGAAGGAGAAGGACCGCGCCCUGUUCCAGUAA
Molecule: messenger RNA, 678 nt
Organism: Drechmeria coniospora
Lineage: Eukaryota; Fungi; Ascomycota; Sordariomycetes; Hypocreales; Ophiocordycipitaceae
Exons: 1
Coding region: 1-678 (225 amino acids)
Source: RefSeq, a predicted model, not a curated record